CUGACACUGUAAUUCCCUUCACCACCAUCGUCAGCAUACCCUUCUGUCUUCUGACCCUAGCUUUCUUUUCUCCGGCCACCUCUGAGCUUUCUCUGCAAUUCCAAGCUUUUUCUCCUUCAAACUUCCUCUCCCUUGGUGCGUCCGACAAGUCAAACUCUUCCGUUUUUCUUUCAUUAAUUUCUUGCUAUUCUUCUUUAUGGGGUCUCUACGUUUCGUUUACCUGCUUUUUGAUAUCGCGCUCUCUUAUCUCUCUGAUCUCUCUUCCUGGGUUAUCGAGGUCUAGGAUUGGUGCUUCUGGUUGGUAAUUUUAUGGUGUUCUUGGUCCCGUUCUUGUUUGUAUAGUUUCCAGCGGUUGUAAUCUAAACUGGGUUGAUUUCUUCCUUUCAUUAUUUUGAUUUUUCAUCAUCCACUGAUUGAAAUGCGUGCUGUUCCUACAAUGCUGUCUCAGCAGCAAAACCCACCUGAGAUUUCGCAUUCUCUGCACCAACAAAUUGGUCUCAACGGCAAUGGCAUGCAAGCAGAUAUCGGGUCCUUCUCUAUAAGACAGUUUGUUCUUGCUUCUCGUCAAAACGAUAUCCUUCGUAGCUGGCCAUUUCCAGAGAAAUAUUUGCAAAUCUGUUUCAAGCAUGGAAUCAGAAAUGUGUUGCCGCCUCUUGAACCUCGCGAUUCGGCUAUUCAAUCACUUAGAGGUUGUGCAAAGUUCAAGUUUUCUGAACAAGAUAUUGAAAAGACUGAUUCCUUUGACAAUAAAGCACCAGAUUCUGUUGAGCAGGAGAAACUUGUUAAAGAUGAGUGUGAUUCAUACUCUCAUGAAGAAUUAUCAAAAGUUUCAGGCCAGGAUUGCAAUUUGUCUCUUUCUAGCAAUAGCUAUAAGCUUGAAGAGAAAAAUUCUGAUAUUCCUUCUGUUGAUAAGAACAGCAAAUCACAGAUUUCUUCCAAGGGGUUGAGGCAUAAGCGAAAAAGGUAUAAGGGGAAACGAAAGAAGCGGUCAAUGGUGGAUAUUUUAGCUAUAGCAAAGCAUUGUAAUUUGGAGGAUCUCCAUAGAAUUAACAGAAUAUUGGGCUGUGGUUCAGCAAAACCUCCUGAACAUGGGGGUGAGCAAAAUGGAGGAAUGGUCGAUAUUGAGAGUAAUUCCAAAUCUGAACUCACAGAUGAGUGCUUGGACAAGAAGUUUCAAGGAGAUCAUGAUUGUGAAGCAGCAAAUGUAAAUAUGUCGAGAGAAAAACAAUGGGUACUAAAGUUCAAGUUCAGUGGAUGCAAACCCAAAUAAUGAAACAGAUACAAAAAAAUAUAUAUAUUCUCGGCAGUAUAUAUCAAGCUCCAAGCAUGAAGAACAAAGCGGGAAAAGGGAUGGAUGGAUGGAUAGAAUCAAUGCAUCUUUAGCCAUUGAUUUCUAACAUAUGUGCUGAAUAAUGCCAAUGUAUUGUGGAAGAACCGGAUUCCAUAGCCAAUCAAAUUUCAAAUAGACCCUUCUAUUGCCUCAUAUCACAACUAAAAUGAGAUGCAACUUUCGUUAUA
Molecule: messenger RNA, 1518 nt
Organism: Corylus avellana
Lineage: Eukaryota; Viridiplantae; Streptophyta; Magnoliopsida; Fagales; Betulaceae
Source: RefSeq, a predicted model, not a curated record